Apis cerana (Asiatic honeybee) is the source of this 1576-nucleotide messenger RNA. RefSeq lists its product as uncharacterized. Lineage: Eukaryota; Metazoa; Arthropoda; Insecta; Hymenoptera; Apidae. The record is from RefSeq and is a predicted model, not a curated record.
UGUUUCAAGCAGCGUGUUUCCGUUUUGCUAGUCUUCUUAGCAUCGGCUUGUCAGAUUACGUCUAACUCUAGAAAUGAUUCCUUCGUUCGAGAAAACUCGAUUCGUCCGGUUUCUCGUUGUUUGUUUCUUGCCGAUAAUUCGCAUAAAUUCCGCGCAACAAUGUUUCGACGAUGGAAACGAAUUUUGUAUCGACGAGAACGAUAUUCUUUCCGUCGAUCUCUUGCCUGGCUCCUUCUUGUUCGCGGAUCAAGAAACUAGCGCGAACGCGACGAAAAGUAUCGAGGAUAAAAUCGUGGAUGGAACCAUCCACGAUGCCAUAAUCGAGAUGGAAUAUCACAGGAAAAGGAUGAACGAAUAUUUGUGUCACGGCUACAUGGCCGAGGAAAUAGCAAAGUUAAUGAGGACGCCUCGAGUUAAGAGACGAUUGGACGCGGGGAAAGAUGAUUUAUACGACACGAUCGAUAACGUCACCGUUCACGAUAAAUUAUUAGCGGACGAGGGAAGUUCCAAGUACAAAAACUGGCUGCAAAGAAGGACGACUUUGGACGACGUGUACAGGCACUACGUUCCUCGAAGGAAAACGAAGAAGAAGCAUGGUAAUCAGGACGAGAGUUUAGAGGAAUUCGAUGGGGAAGUGACAGGUUACGCGAUGCCGGCUGCUUUACCAUCCGGUAAAGUUGGUUUCUACGAUGGACACGACGAGGAGCAUGAUCACAUGCUCCCAUCCUCAACGGGACAUUUCUUUUACGGCCAUCCUGCAUACGGUCACGGCGGUGGUGGUGGUGGCGGCCAUUACCUGCAUCACACGGAAACUUAUCCCGCUAUACACGAGGAACAUUAUUACGCUCCAAUUUACCAAGAUCACGAGGAGGAAUACCAUAAACAGAACUACAAGGGGAAAGGAAGCGAUCUUUCGAUAAAGGAUUUUUUCGAAAUCGCCCUCACAGCCUUGGCCUUCUUAUCCUUUGGAGUAUUCAUUAUACAUUUGUUGAUGAACGCCACGACGAACAUGAACACAACCAUGACCACGACGACCGCCAAACGUCUAAGAAGGGAUCCGAGUGGAUUGUUGCACUUAUCCUACGACGAUCAACAGGAAUUGAACGAAUUGUCUCACACCGUUCUUAGAAGCAUCGAGGCUGCCCUCGUCGCUGACUUAGAUUUUGGAAAUUGCAUUCGUAGAAUUCUAUGCGAGAGCAACCGAUACUCGACCGAAACCAAGGACCCUCGUAAAAUUUGGCUGCCCGUUUGGAGUUUAGGAAUGAGUUGGGUAACCGGCAGGGUGUUGGAGAGAUCUCGAUGGUCGGCAAUGCUGGAUUCUGUAAAAGCUUCUGUGCUCGGGCUAGGUGGAGCCGAUUGUGCAUCCUUGUAUCCCGACUGUGAUCUCAAGAGAGAAAGAAUGAAAAGAAGACGCAGAAGGCGCAGAAAAUAACAUUUCCUUUAUUUUGCUUUUCGUCCCAUCCUUAUCAUACGCGUUAUCGGUGAAAAGAUGAAAUUACAAAGGUGAAUUUUUCCUCGCGAACGAUCGAGUACGUAUAUAUAUGUGUGUAUAUGUAUAAUAAAUAUAAAGGUGAAA